Molecule: messenger RNA, 1806 nt
Organism: Botrytis deweyae
Lineage: Eukaryota; Fungi; Ascomycota; Leotiomycetes; Helotiales; Sclerotiniaceae
Exons: 2
Coding region: 78-1631 (517 amino acids)
Biological process (GO): regulation of DNA damage checkpoint
Cellular component (GO): nucleus
Molecular function (GO): DNA binding; protein binding
Source: RefSeq, a predicted model, not a curated record
CCCUGCAUUGUUUGGUAAACCCUCCAUUCUGCCAUUGAGUCUUCUCAGACCAACAAUCCACAAGAAAAAUCCACAACAUGGCUCCAAACAGAAAGGAAAAGCCAGAGAUGAGUGCCUUCGAGCGCCGAAGACUCGAAAAUAUUGCGGCAAAUCAAGCAAUGUUAAAAGACCUUAGUACAACAGCACAGAAAAUCGUCCCAAAACCACCACCAAAACCAAAAUCAGCAACCCCUAGAAAGAGAGCAACUCCCAUAAAAAAAGAAGCCCCUAGACCAACCCGUACAAGUUCACGUCUGGCUGGUAUUGAAGCUGAUAGUGAGACUGCUAAGCGCAAAGCAGAGGUUGAACAAGAAUUUGCGAAGGAGGUUUCACAAGCUAAGAGGCAGCGAGUCGCAGGAGAUAUAAAUGUCAAUGAUAUUAUUGUUGAGGGAAAGAAAUGGAAGCAAGAGAAUGGAUUUCUAUCUGGAGUCAUGCGUGGCGCUCAGCCGAAUUUGAGAACCUUCACCGAAGAUGAUAUCAAAGAGACAACAGAUGAAGGGUUGAAGGCUUUGAGGGAGAAGAUGAGCGGGUUACAACUAUAUGAACCUUAUGAGCCCAAUCAAAUUAAAAUUACACCCGAAAGAAUAUACGCUCUAGGAUUUCAUCCAACAGUAGACAAGCCUUUAAUAUUUGCUGGAGAUAAACUGGGAAACGUUGGACUGUUCGAUGCUUCACAACAAGGUCCUGGAGUGAAAACAGAAGACGACGACGACGACGAAGAGGACUCAGAGCCAGCCAUUACUGCCUUCAAGAUACAUUCUAGGUCAAUCUCUUCUUUCGUGUUUGGCGCAGACGGAAAUUCGCUAUAUUCGGCUUCAUAUGACUCUUCAGUGCGAAAACUAGACCUACAGAAAGGGGUAGCUGUUGAGGCAUUUGCCCCAGAUUCUCUAGAUGAAGAUAUCCCUAUAUCUAGCAUUGCCAUACCAUCCACUGAUCCGAAUCUAUUGUGCUUUUCUACUCUGGACGGUCGAUUUGGACGCCAUGAUAUGCGGACUCCAUCCAAAAGUGAAAUUUGGUACCUUUCUGAUAAAAAAAUAGGCGGAUUCUCUCUUCAUCCAUUGCAUCCUCAUUUGGUGGCUACGGCAUCAUUAGAUAGAAUGCUGAAAAUUUGGGAUUUACGGAAAAUUACAGGGACAGGUGAUUCAAGACACCCAGUUUUACUUGGUGAGCAUGAGUCUAGGCUUUCGGUAUCUCAUGCUUCAUGGUCCCCUGCUGGUCAUGUUGCAACUUCUUCAUAUGAUGAUACUAUUAAGAUUCAUUCAUUCCUCGAUGUCGGCUCUUUCAAGGCAGGUCAUUCACUCGAUGAUGAAGCGAUGAAACCUACGACUAUUAUCAAGCACAAUAACCAAACUGGACGGUGGGUGACUAUCUUAAAGCCUCACUGGCAAGAGAAACCUGAAGAUGGAAUUCAGAAAUUUGUGAUUGGCAAUAUGAAUAGGUUUUGUGAUGUUUAUUCAGCCGAUGGAGAACAAUUAGCGCAAUUGGGGGGUGAUGGUCUCAUAACAGCGGUUCCAGCUGCUGCACAAUUCCACCCUACAAAGGACUGGGUUGCAGGUGGUACGGCAUCAGGGAAACUGUGUCUUUGGAUGUGAUGGACGCAUUUUACUUGAAUGAUAAGUUAGGUCUUGUUUGAAUAUUGUAUAGUAUGAUGAGUACUUUGGGGGUUCAACGAUGGAUUUAUAUUGAGCGUUAUUAAAGCGAAGUUAUAGAAGAAUUUAAUGAAGCAACCGAUCCGUUCAUCCUUAUCAAAAUGAAUACCUGCCUGGU